This is a messenger RNA of Dama dama (fallow deer), 1412 nucleotides long. RefSeq names its product secreted frizzled related protein 4 (gene SFRP4). Gene Ontology annotation, biological process: non-canonical Wnt signaling pathway; canonical Wnt signaling pathway. Gene Ontology annotation, molecular function: Wnt-protein binding. NCBI's taxonomy places the organism in Eukaryota, Metazoa, Chordata, Mammalia, Artiodactyla, Cervidae. Bases 16 to 1056 code for a protein of 346 amino acids. The record is from RefSeq and is a predicted model, not a curated record. Gene Ontology annotation, cellular component: cytoplasm. The transcript has 6 exons.
CGGGAGGGCAGUACCAUGUUCCUCUCCAUCCUGACCGCCCUGUGCCUGUGGCUGCGCCUGGCGCUGGGCGUGCGCGGCGCGCCCUGCGAGGCGGUGCGCAUCCCCAUGUGCCGGCACAUGCCCUGGAACAUCACGCGGAUGCCCAAUCACCUGCACCACAGCACGCAGGAGAACGCCAUCCUGGCCAUCGAGCAGUACGAGGAGCUGGUGGACGUGAACUGCAGCGCGGUGCUGCGCUUCUUCCUCUGUGCCAUGUACGCGCCCAUCUGCACCCUGGAGUUCCUGCACGACCCCAUUAAGCCAUGCAAGUCGGUGUGCCAGCGCGCGCGUGACGACUGCGAGCCCCUCAUGAAGAUGUACAACCACAGCUGGCCCGAGAGCCUGGCCUGCGAUGAGCUGCCUGUCUACGACCGGGGCGUGUGCAUCUCGCCGGAGGCCAUCGUCACUGACCUCCCUGACGACGUUAAGUGGAUAGACAUCACUCCAGACAUGAUGGUACAGGAAAGGCCUCUUGACAUUGACUGUAAACGCCUAAGCCCGGACCGGUGCAAGUGCAAAAAGGUGAAGCCAACCCUGGCGACGUAUCUGAGCAAAAACUACAGUUACGUCAUUCAUGCGAAAAUAAAAGCCGUGCAGAGGAGUGGCUGUAAUGAAGUAACGACAGUGGUGGACGUGAAAGAGAUCUUCAAGUCCUCAUCACCCAUCCCUCGGACUCAAGUCCCUCUUAUUACGAAUUCUUCCUGCCAGUGUCCACACAUCCUGCCUCAUCAAGACGUUCUCAUCAUGUGUUACGAGUGGCGCUCACGGAUGAUGCUUCUUGAAAAUUGUUUAGUUGAAAAAUGGAGAGACCAACUCAGUAAAAGAUCCAUACAGUGGGAAGAGAGGCUGCAGGAACAGCAGAGGACAGCCCAGGACAAGAAGCGAACAGCAGGGCGCACCAGUCGCAGUAACGCCCCGAAGCCCAAGGGGAAGCCACCUGCUCCCAAACCAGCCAGCCCCAAGAAGAACAUCAAAGCUAGGAGUGCUCCGAAGAGCACAAACCCAAAACGAGCGUGAGCUAACUGCUUUCCGAAAUGGGGACUUCCUCUCAGAGUGAGGCCGGGCAUCACCCAGCCAGCCUGUAGAAGGCCACACACCCCUCGCCUUACCAACCACAGUCCUCUUCAUAGACACAUCUUGCAGCAUUUUUCUUAAUGAUAUGCUUCAAUUUUUCUUUUUAAGUCACUACAAACCAUAGUGGUAGUAUGUCCUUUGGUAUGGAAGGUAUAAGAAAGCUGGUCAAAUAAGCUUAUCGUAUUGAGAGUAAACUGUAUGCAGACUCUGUGAGAGCUCCACUAGGGCAAAGAUGCUUUUGUUCUUACAAUUUGACCUAAUAUGUGCAUUGAAAAAUAAAUGCCAUAUUACAAACAAAA